GCAGUACUAUUUAUAAAGCAUAUUCAUAGAAAUGAAAGGUGUCUGUUUCCUUCUCACUCUUGUUGUUUUGGCUUUGGCAACUUCCAUUGCCACUGCUUAUGAUCCAAGCCCUCUCCAAGACUUUUGUGUGGCUGUUGAUGAACCCCACAAAGCUUGUAAGUUCAUAUUUUUCUUACUUUUAUUUGGAUCUUUAUUAGUAUGUACUUGAUAAUUGACACUAGCAAAACUUAUUUUGGAUCAUCAGUGUUUGUGAAUGGGAAGUUUUGCAAGGAUCCCAAACUUGUCAAGGCUGAUGAUUUCUUCUUUUCUGGCCUCAACACUCCAAGAGACACAAACAACCCAGUUGGAUCUAAUGUAACACAAUUUAAUGUGGACAAGAUUCCUGGACUCAACACUCUUGGAAUAUCAUUGGCUCGCAUUGACUAUGCACCGUAUGGCCAAAACCCACCUCACAUUCACCCUCGUGGCACUGAAAUCCUAAUGGUCGUCAAAGGAACUCUCUAUGUGGGUUUUGUGUCAUCCAACCAAGAUGGAAACCGUCUGUUUACAAAAAUUCUGAAAGAGGGAGAUGUGUUUGUAUUCCCAAUAGGUAUGAUUCACUUCCAGUUUAAUCCAGAACACACUCCAGCAGUUGCCUUUGCCAGUCUCAGUAGCCAAAAUGUAGGAGCGAUCACCAUUGCAAACACUGUGUUUGGAUCAAAUCCCGCCAUCAACCCUGAUAUCCUGGCUAGAGCCUUCCAAGUGGACAAGAAUGUUAUCAACUAUCUCCAGAAACCACACUACAAAAAAACUUGACUUUUAGUCAUAAAAAAAGUUGUGACUAAAGGUUUAAAAUGUUGUGACUAAAAGUUUUAGUCACUAAAAAUUAUUAUCACCACGUUAUUACUAAAAAUUUCAUGGCUAAAAGUUUUAGCCACGCUAAAAAUAUCGUUGUGACUAAAAGUCAUUUUUAGUGACAAUAAUUAUUUGUAACUAAUAGUCAUCACAAUUAAAAUUAUCACUAAUAUUUCUUUAGUGACAACAAAAAAAUAUCACUAAUACUUUUUUAGUGAUAAUUUGUUGUUGUCACUAAUAGCCCUUUAAUCACAAAAAUAAUUCAUGAAUAUAUUUAAUUAAAAUGGAUAAAAUGAUGACCAAUCAAUGCAAUCUUUUACACAACUAGAGAAAAAACCUGAAUAUAAUAGCAAGUAGCUACAUUCAUUUGCAUCAGGAAAGUUACCAUAUUGAUAUACCACUAAUAUCUAAAGUAUAACAGUCAAAUCAAGUAUGAGACUAGUUGAGAAAAGCUAGCAAACAAGCUGAGAAAAUCUAGCCAACAAGCUGAGAGUUCAACCAAAGAUAAUGUCUUUUACUGGGAACCAAAAAAAUAUUAAAAUCCACAAACAUCAAAGCCCAUUAAUAAAAAGAAAAACAGAAUCCAUUGGACUAGUCAUCCUUCUCUUGAGCUUCCU
This is a messenger RNA of Humulus lupulus (European hop), 1451 nucleotides long. Its product is annotated as germin-like protein subfamily 1 member 20. The record is from RefSeq and is a predicted model, not a curated record. The coding region runs from base 199 to 795 and encodes 198 amino acids. Gene Ontology annotation, molecular function: manganese ion binding. The transcript has a single exon. Lineage: Eukaryota; Viridiplantae; Streptophyta; Magnoliopsida; Rosales; Cannabaceae. Gene Ontology annotation, cellular component: cell wall.